Molecule: messenger RNA, 5241 nt
Organism: Nycticebus coucang (slow loris)
Lineage: Eukaryota; Metazoa; Chordata; Mammalia; Primates; Lorisidae
Gene: ITPKC
Product: inositol-trisphosphate 3-kinase C
Exons: 8
Coding region: 164-2287 (707 amino acids)
Biological process (GO): inositol phosphate biosynthetic process
Cellular component (GO): nucleus; cytoplasm
Molecular function (GO): inositol-1,4,5-trisphosphate 3-kinase activity; inositol tetrakisphosphate kinase activity
Source: RefSeq, a predicted model, not a curated record
AUCCGUGGGGCGGGGUAGUAUCGGUUAACCCUUGCGUGGCGGGGUGGGCUGGAGCUCCGUGGCCCGGAACCCGAGAUUCCGGGGCUCGCCAGCCACACCCCUCGCAGGAUUUAAAGGGGUAGGAGGGACCCAGUCUGCCGAAGCCUGAACCGAAGGAGCGGGCAUGAGGCGCUGCCCGUGCCGGGGGAGCCUGAGUGAGGCGGAGGCCGGGGCGCUGCCUGCGGCGGCCCGCAUGGGGUUGGAGGCGCCGAGAGGAGGGCGGCGACGGCAGCCGGGACAGCAGCGACUUGGGCCCUGUGCAGGGGACCCAGCGAGACGGCCGGAGGGGGGCGGGCCCUGGGCCCGCACCGAGAGGUCCAGCUUCCACACCGAGGCCGAGAAGGCCGGCCUCGGGCCUGAGCCGGGAACAGAUGGUCUACAGACAGAAUUCUGGAUAGGCGAGCAAACUGAGCCUGAAGCAGCUGGUCUCGGACCUGAGACGGAGAGGCCCAGUCAAAAGACGGAGCCAGACAGGUCCACCCUCCAGUUACAUCCAGAAAGGCGCUGGUCAGAAUUGGAGACAACCAGUCGCUGGACGGAGAUUGGAACAGAGACUGGGACUGAUGGCUUUUGGACUGGUCCGUACAGCUCGGACCGCCAGUCUCAGCCAGAGAGGGCCAGCCUUUGGACACAGCUAGGAGUUGAUAGGCCCUGGCCAGAACUAGAAACACAUGGGUCACAAACUGAGCCAGAAAGGGUCAAGCCUUGGGUUGAUAACCUCUGGACCCACCAGGGCAGAUCCAACCUCCGGACUCACCCAGAGGGAGCCUUUCCCUCAACAGAGCCAAGUGCUGACGGCUCCUGGAAAGGAUUGUACACUGAUGGCUCUAGGACACAACAGGAUACUGAAGGUCCCUGGACGGAGUCACACACUAAUGGCUCCAAGACACAACGGGAUACUGAAACAGCCAGAAAACAACCUGGCAGGAAUAGUUUCCCAAUACAACAAGACACUGAUGGGUCCUGGACACAGUCUGGCACUGAUGGUCCCCAGACAACACCUGGGACAGACUGUCUUUGGGGGGAGCCUGAUGAUGGCCAAUUAGAGGAACCAGAACCUGAGGAGUUGGUGGCUCACCUAUCCUCUCACCUGAAGUGUAGCCCCCUGUGCCCUGUGCCCCGCCUCAUCAUCACCCCUGAGACUCCUGAGCCUGAGGCUCAGCCAGUGGGACUUCCCUCCAGGGUGGAGGGAGGCAGUGGUGGCUUCUCCUCUGCCUCCUCUUUCGACGAGUCUGAGGAUGAUGUGGUGACCGGGGGUGGAGGUGCCAGCGAUCCUGAGGACAGGUCUGGGAGCAAACCAUGGAAGAAGCUGAAGACCGUUCUGAAGUAUUCGCCCUUCGUGGUCUCUUUCCGAAAACACUACCCUUGGGUCCAGCUGUCUGGACAUGCUGGGAACUUCCAGGCAGGAGAGGAUGGUCGGAUUCUGAAACGUUUCUGUCAGUGUGAGCAACAUAGCCUGGAACAGCUGAUGAAAGACCCCUUGCAGCCUUUUGUGCCAGCCUACUAUGGCGUGGUGCACCGGGAUGGCCAGACCUUCAACCAGAUGGAAGAUCUCCUGGCAGACUUUGAGGGGCCCUCCAUUAUGGACUGCAAAAUGGGCAGCAGGACCUACUUGGAGGAGGAGCUGGUGAAGGCUCGAGAACGACCCCGGCCCCGGAAAGACAUGUAUGAGAAGAUGGUGGCUGUGGACCCUGGGGCCCCCACGCCUGAGGAGCAUGCCCAGGGCGCAGUCACCAAGCCCCGCUACAUGCAGUGGAGGGAGACCAUGAGCUCAACCUCCACCCUAGGCUUCCGGAUUGAGGGCAUCAAGUCCAGCCCUAUCUUCCCCUGCCUAACCUCUCUGGGCUCCUGGGCCCUGGUCUCACCCCAGAAAGCUGAUGGGACCUGCAACACCAACUUUAAGAAGACCCAGGCGCUGGACCAGGUGAAAAAGGUGUUGGAGGACUUUGUGGAUGGGGAUCAUGAAAUCCUGAGAAAGUACGUGGCACGCCUGGAAGACCUUCGUGAAGCUCUGGAGAACUCCCCUUUCUUCAAGACUCACGAGGUGGUGGGCAGCUCUCUCCUUUUUGUACAUGACCACACUGGCCUGACUAAGGUCUGGAUGAUCGACUUUGGCAAGACAGUGGCCCUGCCUGACCACCAGACGCUCAGCCACAGGCUGCCGUGGGCUGAGGGCAACCGUGAGGAUGGCUAUCUUUGGGGCUUGGACAACAUGAUCUGCCUCCUUCAGGGUCUGACCCAGAGUUGAUCCACUUAGCCAUCUUCAGGAUUAUUAAUUAGAUGGUACCAGUCUGGCAGGAACAGCCCUGGAAUGCCAUGGGGGCUUGAGGUUCACAACUAGGGAACUGAUCUCCAAGGAUGGAAAAGGUCAUGUCAUACACCACGCAAGACCAACGUGGAAAGUCCUUGGGAGAGCAAGUAGCAUCUGGUCCCUUCCUGAUAUAGGGGCUGGAAAGACCCUGGAGAGGGCAUGAUGAAGCUUAUACAGUGAGUUAGCAGAAUGGGUCCCUUGAUCAGCUAGGAAGGUUUCUGAAGGGCUCCUGGAGGCCACAGCUAAAUCACACUGUCCUGAGAAGAUAGUUAAAUUCACAGGACAUGGUGUGACACAGUGCCUAUGACUGUAUAACUUGUGACCUGCCUCCUUGUCAGCUACCCACUGGCGGCAAGCUGGCUCUCAUAGGCCAGGGAGUGGGUCAUGUUCAUCUUUGGUGCCCCAGAAGGAUCAGGCAUCAUUUGUGAACACAUGCAGGAGCUACCUGUCUGCCCAGGGAGAGCAACAGCCCAACUCUUCAUCUUGGGAGCCAUUCAAGGCCGAAGUAGUGGAGGCUCUGACACCAUGGGACUGGCGAUGCCCAGGGACUGCUGGUGCUGGGUGGGGCACAGUGCACUGCUGUUUUGCUCUACCAUGCCCAUGAUCCAGCUCCUCAGAGUUCUGCUGACUCCUGCAGACCCACACCACCUGUACCAGCACUGUGACAAGGACAACCUCAAUCCUUUCUACAGCAGAUCUUGCCUGAGGACUUCCUCCUUCUGCCCCCACCCUUGGCCUGUCUCCUUCCUCUUAGCAAAUUGCCAUGGCAAAAAGGAGGUUCAGAAGCAGGAGAGCAGGUGUCCUGUGCCUCAGGGCAGCCUUGCACUCAGGGGCACCCCUGCAGCGAACGUGCCAGGCAUGAGCCUGAGGACCAGGGUGGCUGGGUGGGCUGCUGGCUGUGACCCAGGCUUACAGCCUGGUCCAAGCCAAAGACUCCAGAACUCUGAGGUGUGGUCAACAGUCCAUCUUGUACCACUCCUCCAGCACUCAGAUUUGGCUUCCUGGCCAAAUAGGGGAAAAUAGGCACCUACCUCGUCCCCAAGCUGAAGCUCCCACAUCGUCUUCCAGGGCUGAGGAGACAUACUCCUUUUCUACUAACCAUCUUUAUACUUAUUUAUAUGCGAGGUAGUUGAUGGGGGGGAGUGUUGGGGAAGCAGGUGGCACACAGUGUUUCUGUGCCUCUUGCCCAUGACAUUGCCCCAAUAAACAAGACACUCAAAGUCAGUGUUGUUGAGUCUUUCUCCUUCACAUCUGGAGCAUACAAGCUCUAAUCUGUAGUUCUUGAACCAGUGCUGGGUUGGGUAAUGGGAUAAAUCGAUUAGUUUGGCAAAGAGUAGUAGGCUCAGAGGUGGCUGGUUCAUUCAUUCAGCACUUAGCGACUGGCUCUGUGUCAGACAAGUGAUGGCUCUAGGCCCCACCUUCAGGGGCUCCUGGGACAAUUCAUCAGAUAAACAGUGCCACCAAAGUACCAGGGUUGGGAUGGGGGGACAUGCCUCUUCCCUACCUCCUUCAUUGGUUCGGAACACUACAUAAUCAAUACAAUUUCCCUAAAUGAGUGAUCAAGAUAUACCUGUUCUUCCACCUCUGAGUGCAGCUGACAGGUAUUCAUUAAACUAAUAAUCACACACACGAGCACCAUAAGGAACUUCAGGGGGCCAGGAGACUGGCUGAGUGAUGGCAGACACUAACUCUCUAGUUUAAAUCCUGACUCUGGGGUGGCUCCUGUGGCUCACUGAGUAGGGCGCCGGCCCCAUAUACCGAGGAUGGCAAGUUUGAACCCGGCCUUGGCCAAACUGCAACAAAAAAUAGCCAGGUGUUGUGGCAGGCGCCCGUAGUCCCAGCUACUUGGGAGGCUGAGGCAAGAGAAUUGCCUAAGCCCAGGAACUGGAGGUUGCUGUGAGCUGUGAUGCCACAGCACUCUACCUAGGGCGACAAAGUAAGACUGUCUCUAAAGAAAAUAAAAAAUAAAUCCUGACUCUGCCACUUGCCAGCUACAUGACCUCAGGCCAGUAAUCCCACCUCUCCAGGCCUCAGUCUUGCCAUCUGUUAAAAGUGGGGAAUCUAGUAUCUCCCUUACAGGGUUGGAGGUUUGGUGAGUUAACAUAGGUAGAAGUAGUAGCAUAUACAACUGUUCUCAGAUGGGUUUUUUUUUUUGUUUGGAGACAGCCUCAUUUGUCACCCUUAGUAGAGUGCUGUGGCAUCACCACUCACAGCAACCUCACACUCCUGGGCUCAAGCGAUUCUCGUCUCAGCCUCCCAGAUAACCUGGGACUACAGGCGUCUGCCACAACGCCCCGCUAUUUUUAGAGAUGGGGAUGUUGCUCUUGCUCAGGCUGGUCUUGAACCUGUGAACUCAGGCAAUCCACUCUCCUCGGCCUCCCAAGUGCUGGGAUUACAGGCAUUAGCCACCACGCUCAGCCCUCAGAUGGGCUUUUAAAAAGCUGAGGAGACAGCUCAGUGCCUGUGGCUCAAGCAGCUAAGGCGCCAGACACAUACACCUGAGCUGGUGGGUUCGAAUCCAGCCUGGGCUCUUCAAACGAUGGCUGCAACCAAAAAAUAGCUGGGCAUCGUGGUGGGUACCUGUAGUCCCAGCUACUUGGGAGGCGGAGACUCACUUGAGCCCAGGAGCUGGAGGUUGCUGUGAGCUAUGAUGCCACAGCACUCUAUCUAGAGUGACAGCUUGAGGCUCUGUCUCAAAAAAAUAAUUAAUAAAAAUUUAAAAAAAUUAAAAGCUUAGCCGGGCGUUGUGGCAGGCGCCUGUAGUCCCAGCUACUUGGGAGGCUGAGGCAAGAGAAUCGCUUAAGCCCAGGAGUUGGAAGUUGCUGUGAGCUGUGUGAUGCCACGGCACUCUACCGAGGGCCAUAAAGUGAGACUCUGUCUCUACAAAAAAA